AUUAGUGUUCUGGAAGACGCGGCGCAGCGAAUAAAACACAUGCGGGUUUCAGAACAUGUUCAUGUAAAAUAAGAGAAAUUGAUUUUAUUUUAUUACGGGGGGAUUAAAGCCGAUCCAGCUGUUGCUGUUGCGCGUUAGAGUGGGUUACAGAAAAAAAGGUCUUGAGUUUUUUUGUUGUUUGUUUUUUUUAAAAAACGAAAGGACAGGCCUUUUAUUCCUCUUUAACCCCCUCCGCUGUGUGAGUGUGUGGAUCUUUUUUUGCCCCUCCUGCCCCACUAUCUGCCCCCCCUCAGGGGUGAGUCGGGCCCUUACCGCACAACCACGAGGCGAGGAGUGGAGCAGCGGGAACCGGGCGGCAUGGCUGAGUUUGGGAACGGGCUGGCGGAGGAGUCGCUGUUGGACUCAGACCCCGGGCAUCCGGAGCUGGAAGACCCGGGCGUGGGCGACGAAGAGCCGGGCUUGGAGGAGGGAGAGGCCGCUAUCGAGGACCCGGAGCUGGAGGCCAUUAAAGCCCGUGUGAGAGAGAUGGAGGAGGAAGCGGAGAAACUGAAGGAGCUUCAGAACGAGGUGGAGAAACAGAUGAACCUCAGUCCUCCGCCUGCUGGUCCUGUCAUCAUGUCCAUUGAAGAGAAGAUGGAGGCAGACGGAAGAUCAAUCUAUGUUGGGAAUGUGGAUUAUGGUGCAACGGCAGAAGAGCUGGAGGCUCACUUCCAUGGCUGUGGCUCUGUUAAUAGAGUCACCAUCUUGUGUGACAAGUUCACAGGACACCCCAAAGGGUUUGCAUAUAUUGAGUUUGCAGACAAGGAGUCUGUUCGGACAGCCAUGGCGCUGGACGAGUCCUUAUUCCGAGGGAGGCAGAUAAAGGUCGGGGCUAAGAGAACAAAUCGGCCCGGAAUCAGCACCACAGACCGCGGGUUCCCCCGGGCCCGUUUCCGCUCACGUGGAGGGAACUUCUCAUCCCGGGCUCGAUACUACAGCGGCUACACGCCCCCUAGAGGCAGAGGACGGGCCUUCAGGGGCCGAGGGCGAUCAACAUCGUGGUAUUCCCCUUACUAAUACCCCACACCCACCACCCCCCCACUCAUUUCCCCCUUUUACUGUCACCCUCCCUGUCCCCAUACAAAAAAGAAAAUACUCCCCCUCCCCCUUCAAUAAAAGAAGAAAAAAAGAAGAAAAAAGACAAAAAAUGGAAAAGAGAGAGAGAAAAAAGAGAAAAGAGCAUCUCGUGGACAGACAGACUGACUGGCCUCAGUGUGCGAUUGUGUGUGCGUGCGUGUGCGGAGGUGUUGCAGUCACCCUGGUAAGGUACAGAAACGGUCCUUGGGGGAGUUUUGGAAUUUGGUGGCAUUUGUUUUGUUCAAAAUUUGAGAUGAUGUUAUCUCAGGCUGCAGAUGUGUCUCCUUUGUCUGGCUGUGAGUUCCUCAUACCAAAAGAAAAAAAAAAACACAGCCCACUCAAUGUUUGCAAAAAGCUA
This is a messenger RNA of Colossoma macropomum (tambaqui), 1474 nucleotides long. It is a transcript of the gene pabpn1, whose product is annotated as poly(A) binding protein, nuclear 1. The coding region runs from base 358 to 1056 and encodes 232 amino acids. Gene Ontology annotation, molecular function: RNA binding. Lineage: Eukaryota; Metazoa; Chordata; Actinopteri; Characiformes; Serrasalmidae. The record is from RefSeq and is a predicted model, not a curated record. The transcript is spliced from 7 exons.